AUGUCUGCUUAUGCCUUCUUUGUUCAGACCUGCCGUGAAGAACACAAGAAGAAGAAUCCAGAAGUUCCUGUCAACUUUGCAGAGUUCUCAAAGAAGUGCUCAGAGAGGUGGAAGGUAUUGUCUCCCAGACCCAAUUCCUCACACUUGCUAUAAAGACAAUGGCCUAGUGAGAGAAAUCUAUGUGUUCACUGCAUGAACACACUUUCAACUUUAAAACAAAAUCAACUGUCCUUAAUUCUGUUAAUUACUGUCCCCCUCUGCCAUUUAAGCUUAUUGCCAUUAUCUCAAAUUACUGAAUAGAGAUUCGCAGCCCAAGUCAAGGAGUUACAGAGCAAUGAAGGAGUCUAAAACCCAGCUUGUGUCCCUUUUAGCAUCUGAGAAUUCACUGGGCAUUGCCAGCACACUUUAAAGCAUUUGUUGGAAUCAUAGGGACUACAAACUCUUGCUUUUUUUUUUUAAAAAAAAUGAAAGUUCUUAGGAAGAUGAAUUCUGCAUCAUCUACUUCAGGGAAGCCAUGACCCUCUAUGGACCUUGGCCAUGCUGAUUGGAGCCGAUGGCAGUUUGAGUCCAACAACAUCUGGAGGGACACAGGUUCCCCACACCUAAAGUAGAGGAUGCAGGAUCUCUGAGUAGCCAACAUGGCAGCUGAAGAUGAUGGGAAUUGGAGUCCUAAACAUUUGGUGGGCAUCAUGUUGCCUACCCAUGCUGCUUUGUCUAGAACAGCCGUAUUUGCACAUGCAGGGUUCAAACAGAAUAGGCGCUUUUUGAGACUCAAUAGUCCCACCUUGUGACCAAGUUUAGAUUUCCUGUCACAACCAUUGUGACUAAAGUCUCCAGUGAGGGCAAUGUCCCUAAGAGGGAGCACAAAAGCUGAAAACCUGUGAUCAGGUUGUUGAGCUUAAGACACUCUGCAGGAAGAAUAAAUCUUACUCCAUUGUGGUACCAUUUGCAUAAGCUGAAAAGCAAGUGGUCUGUCAUAGCAAAAACACAGCCCCUCCUCCGCCCUGGUUCCUCAGGCUGAAGCAGCUGGUUUUUCAGCCCACCCCCACACCUCCAAUCCAGAGCUGCUUGUGUUUAAGCCAGCAGUCUUUUGCUCCUCUUUUAAAGGGGCACCGUUUUCGGAGAAGGGGUGGAUUGGUUUCUCUCUGCUUCUUCCUUCUUCUCCAGGCAGUUGACUCCCCCACCCCACUUUGCCACCCCCCCUUUUGUCAGAAGAGAAGGGGUGUGCAUGGGUGUGUGUUUUUUAAAGCAAAAUGAGCUUUGCUUUGGGAGUUGGAGGGAGAGAGAGAGGCUGGCAAGUUCCUUUCAUGUUUAAGUAAGGCUGGAAGGCUGCUUUGGAGAGAUUUGAGACAUCAUCUGUUCCCCCAACCCCAUUAUUUAGGAGGAACUGCUCAUAGAACUAUAUUUCUACUUCUGCUUCCUGCACAUUUGUUUCAUUUUCUCUCUCAAAUUUCUUUCAAGUUCAGUAAUAAUAGUAGUAAUAAUUUAUAUGUUGCUUAAUUGUCAAAGUUGGCCUCUAUGUAGCUUAGAAGUAUAAAACCAAUUACGAAAUAAUAUAUAUGCAUGUAAUAAAUGUGCACAAUAAAAUAAUUUCAUUGAAACAUUAAAAUAAGCAUCCACGUAUAAAAAAUAGAGUAAAGCAAGCACAUUCAAACAAUGCAACAGUUAAGAGUUAAAACAACAAUUAAAAAUUAAAUAUAGUAACAGUAAUAAGUUUUUGCAUUGUGUUCAAGUGUUCAGAUACUACAAGUAUGUAUUCUUUUAAUCCUUACAACAUCUCUGUCAAGUAUGCCUCGCCUCACCUUGCCUUCCCUGCCCACCCCUUCCUUGGAGGUUUUUAAGCAGAGGUUGGAUGACCAUCUGGCAUGGAUGCUUUAGCUGAUAUUCCUGCAUUGCAGGGGGUUGGACUAGAUGACCCUUGGGUCCCUUUGAGCUCGUAAGUUUCUAUGAGAUUAUGAGAUUGCUGUUAGAUCACUGGCUGCUGCCUUCCAUGUGCUGCUUUGCCUCUCCUCCCCACCCAAAGCAUGUUAGUUCAAAUCUAGUGCAGUACUUUACAUAACACAUCACAUAUACACAGAGAGAGAGACUGGUAUUUGAACAUAUUAAUUAUUCAAAUGACUUAUGGUUUUUGCUGCUAUUGCAGGAGUUGACCUAUGUUUGUGGUUUCCAAUAAAGAAUUGCUAUUAAAGUGUGAUAUUAACAAUGUAUCACUGAUAUGAAUUGUGAAUCAGUUCAUGUGUUUGAAAAAAUAAAUAGAAGGUGCUGCUGUAUUGGGGGGGGGGAUGGCAACUAGCCAUUCUGUUUUUGCGCCUGUAACCCAUGUUCCAGGGGCCAUUUGGCUCCUAGCUUUUCUAUCUCAGUUUCUAACACUGUGUGCAGGUAUAGCUAUAGUUGAUCUGUCAAGAAUAUGCUCUUAAAAUUUGCUUUUAUCUUUAUCUGGGAAGCUUGGGAGUAACAUACAGAAGACGGAAGAUACAAGCCACUGUAUCUGGUCUUAAUUUUGAGUCUGUUUCCCUUGGAACUAAAGCAUGCAAGGGUGAACCAAUGGCCUUACAGACUUGGGCUUUGGCAGGGAGUGCUUGGUUAUAUUUCAGAUGGUUGAGAGCAUCUCAGCUGUAUUUUUGGAACAUAGGUCUGGUGUUGCCUACCUGGGCAGGCAGCAUCUCCACAAGGUCUCUGGUAGAAGUCUGUCUCCUCAAAAAUAAUUUUAUUUGGGACCUUUUGCCUGCAAAGCCUUUUUUCUACCUCUUAAGCUAUGGUCCUUUCCUCGUGCCUUAGUUUGUGGCUUGUGUACUCUUUUUGGGAAGGUGCAUGAGUAACUGUUUGCCUUUCAGACCAUGUCAAACAAAGAGAAGGGUAAAUUUGAUGAAAUGGCUAAAGCUGAUAAAGUACGGUAUGAGAGAGAAAUGAAGGAUUAUGGACCAGCAAAGGGUGGUAAGAAGAAGAAGGAUCCCAAUGCCCCCAAACGGCCACCGUAAGUAACUUCCCUACAUAACUGUGUACAUAAACUUAUUUGCAUAUUUGUUAGGUGGAACAUUGCAAGCCUGCAUUUAAACAAAGUAAGUAAGAAAGAAGUAGAUCUGACAGUGAGAAGUUGCCUUAAACCAAAUCAGACCAUUGCCCCAUCUAGGUUAGUACUGUAUUCUGACUGGCAGUGGCUCUCCAGGUUUCAGGCAGGUGUCUUUCCCAGACCUACUUAGAGAUGCUAAGAAUUGAACCUGGGACCUUCUGCAUGCUAAACAACUGAAGAAAGCACUUUUAAACAAACCUCUUCAGAGUCUCAGUCUGCUGCAUUGGGUGAGAGUUAACCUAUUAACAAACUAUUGGAAAGACUUGAUUGUUUUCAAGAUAGCAGUACAACUGUUAAUAAAAAAAAGUUAAUGCUUUUGAAGGCUACUAAUACCUGAUCACCUAAAUCUUGGCACUGAGUAGUUGAUUGAGAGUGGCACCAUUUGCCACUUCUGUGAGUAUCCUGGAGGUGGGAGAAAGAAGCUUGAAAUUUGUCUUCACUUAAUGACCCUGAUCUCCUAAUUCUGUUAUUUAUUUAAUAGCACUCUGGCGUGUUUGGUGUUUCACAUAACAUUAAUACUUACAACUGUCCUGGAAGAUGAGCCAGAAGUUGAACUGAAAGUAUCUUCAUAAGACAGCUUGGAGGUGGGGGUGCUGAUGCUGAGGGCUAGUGGCUUGCCAAGGUCCCCCAAUGAGUUUUGAGUUGAAUUUAAAUUGGGGAAUUACUAGCUCAUGCCUAGGUUAUAUUUUCUAACUGGUUUCACAUCAGUCAAACUGUUGUGGUUUUCUGCCACUCUAUCCCCCACCGAGAGUCCUUGGAUCUGUAACACUGGAAAAAUUUGAAUCCCUAGUGCUACCUUCACACUGAGCUCAUUUGAAUGCAAUGUUAAAAUGGUUUAGCUGGCAGCCUUCCCCAACUUGGUGCCAACCAAAGGUUGCUGGGCUGUAACUCCUAUCAGCCCCACCCCGUGUGACUGGUAGUCAGGAAUGAUGGGAGUUGUAGUCCAGCAACAUUUGGAGUGCACCAGGCUGGAGAAAGCUGUUUUAGUACUAUUUGUACAAGCCUCAUUCUCAUUAACUCCCCACUUCUCUGCUGGUAUGGCAUGCAAGGAGGAGAUAGUUGAAAUCUUGAAAGCUUUUGCUUCUAACAGCAGUGUCUUGUUAUGUCUGAGCCCAGAUAAACUGUGGUUUGGAGCUUCCAAUGGUCUGGCGGCCACGCCAGGAGAGCAUUCAAGUCCAAGACUUGUGCAUGUAACACUAAACUGUAGUGUGGCAUCUGAACCAAAUAACUAUUGUUUAUUGGGGAGAGGAAGCUACUGUUUAAAAACUAGUUUGCUUGUAGUAUAGGUAAUAAACCCCUGGCCACCAUGCCAGCUCUCAACUGCAGUUUGUCUUCUCCCUCCCAUCCUUCACAAGGUCUGGAUUCUUCCUGUUCUGUUCAGAAUUCCGUCCCAAUAUCAAAUCCACUAAUCCUGGCAUCUCCAUUGGAGACGUGGCAAAGAAAUUGGGUGAAAUGUGGAACAACCUCAGUGAUGGGGAGAAACAGCCUUACAACAACAAGGCUGCGAAACUGAAGGAGAAGUAUGAGAAGGUAAGGCUCAGGUGGCUUCUGUCCAUAUGCUGCAAAUUCUUGCUUACAUUUGCUCCAAAAAUGAAACAGUCUCAUGACAGACACUUUAAAGCAGACUUUUUUUAACCUGGUGCACUUUCCAGAUCUUUUGUUGAACUACCAGUUCCCAUCAGCACUAGCUAGCGCAGCUGGCUGAUGGGAGUUGGGAGUUCUGACAGCAUUUGGAGGGUGCACCAGGUUGGUGAAGCCUGCUUUAAAUGUAAACUGUGCUAACACAUGUGGUGUUCCCAAAUCAGUGGAGUACUUCCCAGCUAAGAGGGCAUUCCAAGCCUACUGAUAGUUCCUUCACUGGAAACAAAUUCCAGUAACAUCGGUGAGUGCAUGUUUAUCAGGAAACUGUGCUUAACAAUUUACUUAAAGGGAUUUCAGCUGACUCCAAGGCCUUUUAACUAUUAACACUGACAAGAUAUGGCAUGUUUAUCUUGCUGUCUUUAUGUCACUGGAGGAAACCUUGGCAUACCUUCCUUUUGCUAGAUCGGAAGUGUAUUAUCCCACCUCAUCCCAGAGUUUCAGAGCAGAUAACUGAAACAAAAUACUGUAAUACUCUCGGUACUGAAAUAUGUAAAGCUUUCCUGCCAUUUCCAAACUUGUCCCUGUCUCAGAAGCCAGCCCAAGCAGGAAUAUUGUAUUAAUUUAUGUGUUUUUAUGUUGUAAAGAUGCAACUUCUUUUUUUCUCUCUCUCUCCUCUGGCAUCAGCCAUUGCAAAUUAGCAGUGAUGGGCUCUGCUAAAAGGCAUAAAAAGCUCAUAAUUUGAACUAAGAAUGUAAGAAAAGCCCUGUUGGAUCAGGCCAAAUGUGCAUCUAGUCCAGCAUCCUGUGGUCCAACCAGAUACAAAUAAGAAGCCCACAAGCAGAACCUGAGCGCAACAGAACUCUCUCCACCUAUGAUUCCCAAUAGCUGGUCUCCACUGCCUCCUGCAGUGGAAGUAGAACAUAGCCACCAUAGCUUGUAGACAUACAUAGGAUUAGACAAAAUCAUGAAGGAUAAGACUCUUUUAAAUCCAUCCAUCUUGGCUGGUAUCACUGCCUCUUGUGGAGUGAAGUCCCUAGUUUAACUAUGCAGUGUGAAGAAGUGCUUCCUUUUGUCUGUCCUGAAAUACAAAGAAAUUCUAGAGAGGUAGCUGGGCUGUAUCCUAUGGCAUAAUAUUUUAAUUUUAAAAAAAUUAUACUCCAGCAACAAAGGAGUUGCUCAUAGCAGCUUACAAAUAUAAAAGCAAGCAUACAGAUUGCAGUGCUUCCACCUUUAAAAUGCAAAUUAUCAAAACUAAAAAUAGCAGUAAAAGAUACAAGUACUAGCAUUUGUUGUAAAUCAAUACAUUUAAGCAUCAGCACAUAAUCAAAAGUUUGUUUUUAAAAGGAAUGUUUUCAAUUGCUGGACAAACACAAAUAAAUGAGAAAGAUAACCUUGCCUCUUGUGGCAGGGAAUUCCACAUAUGGGAUGCCUUACUUCAGAAGCCAAUGGUGCAUGCAAGAGAUAUGUAAAACCCAAACUUGGAGGAUGGGCAGAUUCACGUGAGAGAGCCCUAUGGGUAAUAACACCAUCUUGAAUUGCACUUGGAAAGCCAAUUCAGUGGGAGACUACUGAGCAGGGUACAAAUAAUUUGAAACCAGUUCUGCUGGUAUAGAUUGGGGGGAUGGGGUGGAACUGAUAAUACAGAGUUCUGAUCUCACAAACUAAUCUCAUUUCCCAAAAAACUAUAAAGGGCUUUUUAGGGACAAACCUUUAAAAGUAGCAUACGUCCAUGUAUAGGAGGAAUGGUAUAAGAUUAUUUAGGCACAUCAGUUAGGUGUAAAAAUUACUACAGGAGAGGUGUUUGAAAUCACACAAGUGUAUAAACAAGCAUAGGUUAAUUGGAAGGGGCCACCUCUUGUGUGUACCUUGCCUGUCAAAGCAAGACCGCCAAAGCAGAUCUCGGUGUAUAGGCAAGGCCAUAUGUGUAAAGCGACGGUCUUAAAGUAACCCAGUUAGCACCAGCAUGUUGAAGUGGGUUGGGAAACAUACCAGGAACUAAGCUCCACAGGAAAUUGUUUCUGUGGCGCUUAUGCUAAACUCAAGUUUGAAAGUUGGCGGUGCCUUCUGUAAGCAAAGGGGCAAAGGGUGAAGAUGUUACGGGGUUGAGAGUUCCAGGACCCCUUUGCUCUUUUUCCUAGCUAUUAGGGCUGGAGAGCAUGCAACUUUCCUUAGCUUGUGUAAGCCUGUAUGGUAGGAAUGAGAAACCUGUGGCCACCCAGAUUAUUAUUAUUAUUAUCAUUUAUCAUUUAUUAAUUUUUAUACCACCCUAUACCUGCAGGUCUCAGGGUGGUUCACAGGAUAAGAUCACAAUAUAAAAACAUACACACACAUACACACAAUUUGUGUGUAUAUGUAUAUACACACACACACAUAUACAUACAUAUAAACAAAAACAACCCAAUAACACCACCCCCAAACACAUUUUAAAAGGGCAUUGGGUGUGAAUCAGCCAAAGACCUAGUUAAAGAGGAACGUUUUUGCCUGCCGUAUAAUGAAGGCACCAAGCAAAACUCCCUGAGGAGAGCAUUCCAGAGACGGGGAGCCACAGCAGAGAAGGCCCCGCUCUCGUGUUGCCACCCUCCGGACCUCUCGAGGAGGAUGCACACUAAGGAGGGCAUCAGAAGAUGACCUCAGGGUCUGGGUAGGUUCAUAUGGAAAGAGGCGGUCCUUAAGGUACUGGGGUCCUGAGCUGUUUAAGGCUUCAUAGGUCAAAACCAGCACUUUGAAUUGAGCCCAGAGACUAAUUGGUAGCCAGUGCAAUCGGGUCAGGAUUGGUGUAAUAUGCUCAAACCGUUUUGCCCCGGUGAGCAACCUGGCCACUGAAUUCUGCACUAGCUGGAGUUUCCGAACAGUCUUCAGAGGCAGCCCUACAUAUAACGCAUUGCAGUAAUUAACCUCAAGGUUAACAGCAUAGACAACAAUACUUGGGCUAUCCCUGUCCUGAUAGGGUCAUAGCUGGGCCACCAGCUGAAGCUGAUAGAAGGCACUCCAUGCCACUGAGACCACCUGAGCCUCAAGUGACAGCGAAGCAUCCAGGAGUACCCUCAAGCUACGAACCUGCUCCUUCAGAGGAAGUGAAACCUCAUCAAGAGCAGGCGACCCCCCCCCCCCCUCAAUCUGGUCUAGGGAACCACCCACCAACAGUGCCUCAGUCUUACCUGGAUUGAGUUUCAGUUUGUUGGUUCUCAUCCAGUCCAUUAUCAAGGCAAGACCACGGUCCAGCACUUCCACUGCCUCACCUGCAGAUGUAAAGGAGAAGUAGGGCAGAGUAUCAUCAGCAUACAGCUGACAAUGUACUCCAAACCUCCGAAUAACCCCACCCAGCGGUUUCAUGUAGAUGUUGAACAGCAUAGGGGAUUGGAUCGAGCCCUGCAGAACCCCACAUUGAAGGCUCCACAGGACUGAAAAGCACUCCCCAAGCAACACCCCCUGGGAAUGACUAUCCGAGCAGGACUGGAACCACUGCAUAGCAGUACCACCCACCCCUAACUUGGACAGCCUCUCCAGAAGGAUACCAUGGUUGAUAAUAUUGAAAGCCAUCAAUAGGUCAAGGAGAAUUAACAGGGGCACCUUUCCCCGUCUCUCUCAUGACACAGCUCAUCAUAAAGGGCGUUCCAAGCAGUUUCUGGGCCUAAUCCCUGGUUGAAAUGGCUCUACAAAACCAGUGUCUUCCAACAGUGCCUGGAUCUGGUACACAACCACCCGCUCCAGAACCUUGCUCAGGAAAAGGAGAUUAGCAACUGGCUGGUAGUUAGUUAGAUUUUCUAAGUCCAUGGAAGGUUUCUUAAGGAGUGGUUUUACCACUGCCUCCUUCAAACAGGCAGGGACCACCCCAUCUUGCAAAGAGGCAUUGAUUACCUCCCUGGCCCAGCCAGCUGUUCCCUCCCUGCUGGUUUAUAUCAGCAAGAGGGGCAAGGGUUUGGAGCACAAGUGGUUGCCCUGACCUAUCAAAGCACCUUGUCCACAUCCUUGAGGCUUACCAAUACCAUGGCUCCGAAGCAUCCUCUCCGAUUGCAUGGAGCCCGGACAGCCCCAUGGUUUUCCCUGGAGCUGAUGGUGAUGAAACAAUCGCUGAGAUGGCUAGAACGCCGGUGGUGGAAAACUCACUCUGAAUUGGACCGAACACAGGUUAGAGCUCAACGUCAAGCCUACCAAGUGGCGAUGGCGACAGCGAAGAGGACCUUCUUUGCCGCCUCUAUUGCAUCUGCAGAAAACAGCAGGAGGAGACUCUUUCAGGUGGUUCGCAAUCUAUCAGAACCACCUUCAUCAUCGGGGCCGGGUAGGGACCCCAAGAUCUCAUGCAAUGCUUUUGCAAAGUUUUUUGCAGAUAAAGUUACUCAGAUUCGGAAGGAGGUAGACUCCACUGUGGGAGCAGGGCUAGGGCGGGAGAGUGCUAGAGUCCUGUCUAGUCAUGUUGUUGUUGUUUAGUCGUUUAGUCGUGUCCGACUCUUCGUGACCCCAUGGACCAGAGCAUGCCAGGCACUCCUGUCUUCCGCUGCCUCCCGCAGUUUGGUCAGGCUCAUGUUUGUAGCUUCGAGAACACUGUCUAACCAUCUCAUCCUCUGUCGUCCCCUUCUUCUUGUGCCCUCAAUCUUUCCCAACAUCAGGGUCUUUUCAAGGGAGUCUUCUCUUCUCAUGAGGUGGCCAAAGUAUUGGAGCCUCAGCUUCACGAUCUGUCCUUCCAGUGAGCACUCAGGGCUGAUUUCCUUAAGAACGGAUACGUUUGAUCUUCUUGCAGUCCAUGGGACUCUCAAGAGUCUCCUCCAGCACCAUAGUUCAAAAGCAUCAAUUCUUCGGCAAUCAGCCUUCUUUAUGGUCCAGCUCUCGCUUCCAUACAACACUACUGGGAAAACCAUGGCUUUUACAAUACGGACCUUUGUUGGCAAGGUGAUAUCUCUGCUUUUUAAGAUGUUGUCUAGGUUUGCCAUCGCCUUUCUCCCAAGGAGCAGGCGUUUUUUAAUUUUGUGGCUGCUGUCACCAUCUGCAGUGAUCAUGGAGCCCAAGAAAGUAAAAUCUCUCACUGCCUCCAUUUCUUCCCCUUCUAUUUGCCAGGAGGUGAUGGGACCAGUGGCCAUGAUCUUUGUUUUUGAUGUUGAGCUUCAGACCAUAUUUUGCGCUCUCCUCUUUCACCCUCAUUAAAAGGUUCUUUAAUUCCUCCUCACUUUCUGCCAUCAAGGUUGUGUCAUCUGCAUAUCUGAGGUUGUUGAUAUUUCUUCUGUUGGGAGCCCUUUACCCAUCAGAGGGGGUGCAGGAAAACGUCCUGGAGGCCCCGUGAGCAGUGGGGGGGGGGGCAGUGAGCAGUGAAAGCUCAGAGACGCCUCUUUCUCCAAAGAGAAAGUGGUGCCUCAAACUCGUUGGUGCCAUUGUCGAUUAUUACAGCGAGAAAGUGUUGUUGUUGACAUUCCUGGGUCGCCAGGGCAACAAUCUCCUCGCUACCCCCCUCCUUGGGGCUUCUGCAGAUGUCCUCUCUGGUUGUCAUGGCAACAUCUUCCGGCGAUCUUAAUUCCGGCUUGGGAUUCAUCCAGCCCAGCCUUUCGCAUGAUGAAUUCUGCAUAUAAGUUAAAUAAGCAGGGAGACAAUAUACAGCCUUGCCGUACUCCUUUCCCAAUUUUGAACCAAUCAGUUGUUCCAUAUCCAGUUCUAACUGUAGCUUCUUGUCCCACAAAGAGAUUUCUCAGGAGACAGAUGAGGUGAUCAGACACUCCCAUUUCUUUAAGAACUUGCCAUAGUUUUCUGUGGUCGACACAGUCAAAGGCUUUUGCAUAGUCAAUGAAGCAGAAGUAGAUGUCUUUCUGGAACUCUCUAGCUUUCUCCAUAAUCCAGCGCAUGUUUGCAAUUUGGUCUCUGGUUCCUCUGCCCCUUUGAAAUCCAGCUUGCACUUCUGGGAGUUCUCGGUCCACAUACUGCUUAAGCCUGCCUUGUAGAAUUUUAAGCAUAACCUUGCUAGCGUGUGAAAUGAGUGCAAUUGUGCGGUAGUUGGAGCAUUCUUUGGCACUGCCCUUCUUUGGGAUUGGGAUGUAGACUGAUCUUCUCCAAUCCUCUGGCCACUGCUGAGUUUUCCAAAUUUGCUUGCAUAUUGAGUGUAGCACCUUAACAGCCUCAUCUUUUAAAAUUUUAAAUAGUUCAGCUGGAAUAUCAUCACUUCCACUGGCCUUGUUAUUAGCAGUGCUUUCUAAAGCCCUUUUGACUUCACUCUCCAGGAUGUCUGGCUCAAGGUCGGCAACCACACUACCUGGGGUAUACAAGACAUCCAUUUCUUUCUGGUAUUAUAUGGGAUCAAUUUCAAUCUGUUACCCCCGAGGAUGUGGACAGGCUGCUUGGACGAAUGAAACCAACCACCUGUCUCCUUGAUCCUUGUCCAUCCUGGCUGAUAAAAGUAAGCUGGGAAGGGCUGGGCGAUGGGCUCUGUGGGGUGGUGAAUGCUUCCUUCUGUGAAGGAGCCUUCCCAGUCCCACUGAAAGAGGCGGUCAUUAAACCGCUUCUUAAAAAAACAUCUUUAGACCUCACCACGGGACUGAAACUGUCUUGGUCGCACUGGUCGAUGAUCUCCGGCGGGCUAGUGACAAAGGUGAGAUCUGUUUUCUAUUUCUGCUGGAUCUCUCAGCGGCUUUUGAUACCAUCGACCAUAACAUCCUUCUGGACUGUCUUGAGGGGCUGGGAGCUGGGGGCACUGUUAUACAGUGGUUCCGCUCCUUUCUCCUGGGCUGUGUCCAGAAAGUGGUGUGGGGGAUGAGUGUACAGACCCCUGGGCUCUCACUUGUGGGGUGCCUCAGGGUUCCGCCCUCUCCCCCAUGCUUUUUCACAUUUACAUGCAGCCGCUGGGAGAGAUCAUCAGCUCUACCUCUCUUUUAAAUCAGAACCAGUGAAGGCGGUGAAGGUCCUGUGUGAGUGUCUGGAGGUGCUUGGAGGAUGGAUGGCAGCUAACAGAUUGAGGAUGAAUCCUGACAAGACAGAAGUACUGUUCUUGGGGGAUGGGGGGGCGGGCUGGUGUGGAGGACGCACUGAUCCUGAAUGGGGUAACUGGGCCCCUGAAGGACCAGGUGCACAGCCUGGGAGUCAUUUUGGACUCACAGCUGUCCAUGGAGGUGCAGGUUAAUUCUGUGUCCAGGGCAGCUGUUUACCAGCUCCAUCUGGUACGCAGGUUGAGACCCUACCUGCCCGCAGACUGUCUUGCUAGAGUGGUGCAUGCUUUAGUUAUCUCCCGCUUGGACUACUGCAAUGUGUUCUACGUGGGGCUACCUUUGAAGGUGAUUCGGAAACUGUAGUUAAUCCAGAAUGCAGCAGCUAGACUGGUGACUGGGAGUGGCCGCCGAGACCAUAUAACACCGGUCCUGAAAGAUCUUCAUUGGCUCCCAGUACGUUUCCGAGCACAAUUCAAAGUGUUGGCGCUGACCUUUAAAGCCCUAAAUGGCCUCGGUCCUGUAUACCUGAAGGAGUGUCUCCACCCCCAUCAUCCAGCCCGGACACUGAGGUCUAGCACUGAAGGCCUUCUGGCAGUUCCCUCACUGCGAGAACUGAGGUUACAGGGAACCAGGCAGAGGGCCUUCUCGGUAGUGGUUCCUGCCCUGUGGAACGCCCUCCCAUCAGAUGUCAAGGUAAUAAACAACUAUUUUACUUUUAAAAGACAACUGUUUGGGGAGGUUUUUAAUGUCUGAUGCUGUGUUAUUUUUAAUAUUCAGUUGGAAGCUGCCCAGAGUAGCUGGGGAAACCCAGCCACAUGGGCGGGGUAUAAAUAAAUUAUUAUUAUUAUUUAUUAUUAGAAAUUCAACCAAAACAACAGGACUAGACUGUGCUCUGGACACCCCAUGAGAUUCCUCUGCUAUAACAACAGAGUCAAGAUCUUUGUGGAUGCAAAUGAUUUUAUCCUCCAAAUGCUUUGCAAACAAGUCACAGCAAGCUACCAUUGGUUCCACCACCUCCUUUGGGCCAGCCUGUAAAAGGCCCCAUACUACCUGGAAUAGCUCUGCCAGACAGCAUAAUGAGGAUGCAAUGGAGGCAGCAAAGUAUGUCUUCCUUUCUGCCUUCCCUGCCACUAGGUAGGCUUGAUAAUGAGCCCUUACCAGUGUUUGGUUGCAUUCAUUCAGAUCUUUUCUCCACUUGCAUUCAAGCCGUCUCCCAGCUUGUUUCCUCGCUCUAAGCUAUGGGGGCUUACAGGGGGCCAAAGGGGCUCCACAAAGUGGGAGAGGAUACUCAGGGGUGAUCGUGUCAAUGACCUGAGCUAUUUGGAAUCCCACUGGAUCUAUCAGCCUCCAAGGGCGGACCUUCCUAAUAGGUACCCCACCUCUGUGGAGGGGAAAUGGUGAUGACAGCCUAAAUCUCAACAGGAGAUCUGACCAUGAAAGGGAACAGAUGUCAAUGUCCCCCACUUUCAAAUCACCCUCUUCCCGCCCAGUUGAGAAAGCAAGGUCCAGAGUGUGGCCUGCCACAUGCAUUGGGUCGGUGACAUGUUGGGAGAGACCCAUAGUUGUCAUGGCAGCCAAGAAGUCCUGAGCCGCCCUAAAGCCAAUUGCCUUGGCAUGGAUGUUGAAGUCCCCCAACACCAACAGUCUGGGAAUCCUCAACACCACCUCUGAGACCAGCUCUGUCAGCUCAGGCAGGAGGACUGCUGGGCAACAAGGUGGGCAAUAAACCAGCAGAAUCCCUAAUCUGUCCUGAUUGCCCAAUGCCAGGAACACACUCUAGAUUACACACACACACACACACACCCCGACUCAACAGAGAGCCUGGAGAGAGAGAGAUUGAAUCUCUAUAGACCACAGCAACUCCCCCUCUCCGACUCUCGAGUCUGGCCUGAUGCUGCACUGAGUACCCAGGUGGGCACAGCUGGAUGAGACCAACUCCACCCUGUUCACCCACCCAGGUUUCAGUGAUACAUGCCAGAUCAGCCUCCUCAUCCAUAAUCAAAUCAUGGAUGAGGAGAUUUUAUUCUGGGCUGACCUGGCAUUCAACAGCAGCAUUCUCAGACCUGAGGGCUGACUGAUACGACAACCACAGUUCCCCAGGUUGGAGGAGGGGCUGGCAUACGGCACAGUCACUAGCUGCCUGUGCCGUGUGCUCCUAACCUGGUCUACCCCUCCUCCCACACCAUACCUCCCCCUAUCCAGAACCGCUGUAACUGGGCCUCCCCCUGCUCUCCCACGCUCCUCUCCUCUCCUCUCCUCUCCUCUCAGGCACAUGUUUUGAAAAUAUAAGAAAAACAAAAACGGGAAAAAAUCCAAAUGGGAAAAAAAAAUCACGAACUGCCUGGGCCGCGUGCCCCAUACAUGACAUGCCCCUCUUCCCACACCAUACCUCCCCCUACCCUCAAACCACUGUAAUUGCCACCCUCCCCUGCUCCUCUCCUCCCAGGCACAUCCCACAAAGAGCCCUUACAAAACUAGUUUAAAAUCAUUAAAAUUGUUAAAACAAUUACAAGCAGUUUACCAGUGUAAACAGUGUUCUCUGCUGGGCAACCCCAGUGCUUUGUAGUCUGUCAGGGUCUCACCCUAGGCCUGGUGGAAAGAGGCAGGUCCCAUGGAACUUGCAGCAGAUGUUGUUGGAUCCCAACUCCCAUCAGCCCUAACUAGCACAGUCCAUUUUCAGGGCUGAUGGUUAGUUCUUAGUUCAACUACAUCCAAGAGGGGCUACUCCUACUUUUGGGGGGGAACAGAGUUUUGGCUACUUUGGCACUGAAUUUUUACUUUUAAAAAGCACAGAAUGAGUAUGAUAUCACUUGCUUAAUGCAUAGAGCUGCUUGUGUGAAUGGGAGGGGGUUUCUCGUGCAGGUGGGUCUUCCCUCCUGUGUUGCAUUAUGUACAGCUCCAUGGGAAGUGGAAUUUUGCGGGGUGCAAGAGACUGGAGGCCCAUUGUUCAAGUAACACCACACCUACAGUUCUAUGUAUCUAAGUCAUUGUUUUGCAAGUGUUAAUAGUUGCAGUUUGCUAACAACCACCACCAGUUUCCAACUGAGAAAGUGGCAAUGUAAUAAAAUAACCCUCCUUACUGGCUUAAAAAUAAAUAAAUCAGUCUAAUCCUGCGUAUCUCCCCACCUCCCCCAAGGUGUUCAAUAGUGAUAAGUGAAAUAGUGCCUUUAGCUUAUUUCAUGUGAAAUAGGCUAUUUUGAAAGCCCCCCCAACAAGGCAAAUAGGUUGAUAACACAAAGGCCAGUGAAACUCAUCCUCUUGCUCUUGCAGGAUGUCGCAGACUACAAGUCUAAAGGCAAGUUUGAUGGUGCAAAGAGUGCAGUGGCCAAAGCGGCUGUUGCAGCUCGGAAAAAGGUAGAGGAGGAGGAGGAUGACGAAGACGAGGAGGAGGAAGACGAGGAGGAGGAGGAGGAGGAGGAGGAGGAAUGA
Podarcis lilfordi (Lilford's wall lizard) is the source of this 14982-nucleotide messenger RNA. Lineage: Eukaryota; Metazoa; Chordata; Lepidosauria; Squamata; Lacertidae. The record is from the annotation of a GenBank genome assembly.